Pichia kudriavzevii is the source of this 714-nucleotide messenger RNA. RefSeq lists its product as uncharacterized. Lineage: Eukaryota; Fungi; Ascomycota; Pichiomycetes; Pichiales; Pichiaceae. The transcript is spliced from 2 exons. The record is from RefSeq and is a predicted model, not a curated record. Gene Ontology annotation, molecular function: mRNA binding. Gene Ontology annotation, cellular component: nucleus. The coding region runs from base 1 to 714 and encodes 237 amino acids. Gene Ontology annotation, biological process: mRNA export from nucleus.
AUGUCUGCUUUGGAACAAUCCUUAGACGCUAUCAUUGCACAAAAUAAGCCUGCUAAAAAACAAGCACCUCCAAGACGUAAUAUCAGAGCAGGUAAAAGUGUUGCCAAAACUACUGGCAAGCGUGGCGUCAUUGCGAGAAGACCAGUUGCUCCUGCUGCUUUCAAGGCUAAGAAGGCUACUGUCAUUCAACAAAAGUUGCAACCAAAGAUUGCUGCUGCUGCUUCUCUGGAAGUUGCAACCAAGGUUGUUGUCUCUGGUUUGCCAAAGGACUUAAACCAGAGAUCCAUUCAAGAAUUUUUCACUCAAACUGUUGGUCCAACCAAUAAGGUCACCCUUUCGUACAACGAAAAAGGUAAAUCUACAGGUGUAGCAACUGUUAUUUUCAAAAAUGCUACCGUUGCUCGUAAAGCGGUAGCUAAGUAUAACAACGCGCCAAUUGAUAAUGGCCGUUCUACAUUGAAGCUUGAGUUAGUUGUUGACACUACUAAGGUUCCUCUUGCUGCAAGAAUUCAACCAAACGUUGUUGCUCCUCAACCAUCGAGACCAAGGGCGCCACUUGCGAGACAGUUCAGAAACAAGCAGGUAAAACCAGUUAGAGCUAUUGCAAGAAAUAGACAAGCUGCACCAAAGAAACAACCAAAGAAAAAGAAAACUAUUGAAGAAUUAGACCAAGAGAUGGCUGAUUACUUUUCCAAGAAUGAAAACCAAUCUUGA